AUGCAGAGCCACGUCACACAGAGCCACGUCAUACAGAGCCACGUCAUACAGAGCCACGUCAUACGACCACGUCAUACAGAGCCACGUCGCCAGAAACCCGCCAUACAGAGCCACGUCGCUGACCCACGCCAUACAGAGCCACGCCAUACAGAGCCACGUCAUACAGAGCCACGUCAUACAGAGCCACGUCGCCAAACCACGUCACAAACCACGUCAUACAGAGCCACGCCAUACCGACCACGUCAUACAAGCCACGUCGCCACAGAGCCACACGCGCUACGAACCACGUCAUACAGAGCCACGUCAUACAGAGCCACGCCGCCACAGAGCCACGUCAUACAGAGCCACGCCAUACAGAGGCCACGCCAUACAGAGCCACGUCAUACAAGACACGCCAUACAGAGAGCCACGCCAUACAGAGCCACGUCAUACAGAGCCGCCAUACAGAGCCACGCCAUACAGAGCACGUCAUACAGAGCCACGCCAUACAGAGCCACGCCACCAUACAGAGCCACGUCAUACAGAGCCACGCGCCACAGAGCCACGCCAUACAGAGCCACGUCAUACAGAGCCACGCCAUACAGAGCCACGUCAUACAGAGCCACGUCGCCGCAGAGCCACGUCAUACAGAGCCACGUCAUGCACAGAGCCACUCCACCACAACGCCAUACAGAAACCACGUCAUACAACCACGCCCGAAACCACGCCCUGAGAGCCACGUCAGAGCCACGCCAUACAGAGCCACGCCAUACAGGCACGUCAUGCAGAAACCCACGUCACUACAGAACCGCCAUACAAACCACGUCAUACAGAGCCCGCCAUACAGAGCCGCCAUACAGAGCCACGUCAUGCAGGCCACGUCAUACAGAGCCACGCCAUACAGAGCCACGCUCACAGAGCCACGUCAUACAGACACACAUACAGAGCCACGCCACACAAGCCACAAGACACACAGAGCACGUCACAGAGCCACUGCACAGAGCCCACAGAGAUACAGAGCCACGUCACAGAGCCACACAAGGCAACUGUACAGAGCCACGUCACAGAGCGCGCGAGGCCACAGAGCCAGAGCCAAGGCUCACAGAGCACCCACAAGCCACACAACUCCAUACAGAGCCAUGCUGCAGAGCCACGCCAUACAGACACAUGCUACAGAGCCGUCACAGAGCCAACGCCAUACAGAGCCACGCUACAGAGCACGUCAUACAGAGCCACGUCAAGGCAGAGCCAGCAUACACGAGCCACGUCAAACAGAGCCCGCAUACAGAGCCACCACAGACACGUCACACAGACCGUCGCCUGACCAAGCCACGCAUCACAGAGCCACGCAUACAGAGCCACCCCAACUACCGAGAGAGCCACGUCAUACAGAGCCACGCUACAGACCGACCGCCACAAGCACGUCAUACAGAGCCACGCAAGCAAACCACGCCCGCAGAGCAACGCCGCAUAAAGCCACGCUCAGACGACCACGCCAUAAGAGCCAUUACACACACAGUAACAUCAACAGAGCAGCUGGGUUCAAAGGAGCGGCGAGAUCAUGACGUCUGUGAUCUUACUGUCUUUCCACACGCAUAG
Messenger RNA from Homarus americanus (American lobster), 1578 nucleotides. RefSeq names its product serine/arginine repetitive matrix protein 1-like. NCBI's taxonomy places the organism in Eukaryota, Metazoa, Arthropoda, Malacostraca, Decapoda, Nephropidae. The record is from RefSeq and is a predicted model, not a curated record. The transcript has a single exon. The coding region runs from base 1 to 1578 and encodes 525 amino acids.